AUGAAGACCUUCGUGACGGAGUCGACGUUCGCCGAGAUCGCGGCGGCCGGGCUCGACCACGUGCGCAUCCCGUACAGCUACUGGGCGGUGCAGACGUACGGCGCCGACCCGUACGUGUUCCGCACGUCGUGGCGCUACAUGCUGCGCAGCAUCGAGUACGCACGCCGUUAUGGUUUGCGCGUCAACCUCGACCUGCACACGUUGGCCGGGUCGCAGAACGGCUGGAAACACAGCGGGCGCCAGGGCAUAGUGCGCUGGUUCAACGGCACCGACGGCGACCUCAACGCGCAGCGCUCGCUCGACAUGCACGACCGGCUCUCGGAAUUCUCUUCAUCUUGUCUUGUCAGUCUCGAGAUGCUCGCGCUGAUGUUCGAGGCUCGAAUGGUAAGCACGGAUCCGCCUCUGAUGGACGUCAGCAUCUCGUGA
Anthostomella pinea is the source of this 426-nucleotide messenger RNA. NCBI's taxonomy places the organism in Eukaryota, Fungi, Ascomycota, Sordariomycetes, Xylariales, Xylariaceae. The record is from the annotation of a GenBank genome assembly.